AUGUAUGGCAAAAUUCUGAAACAAUUAGAAGAACCGAGAUCUUAUUUGGUUGAAACCAAAAGUGGUACAUUCCGAAGGAAUCGGUGGCAUUUAGUUCCCGCUCCUUACUAUCAGUUCACACCAAACAAUUUUGAAUUUAGAAAUCAAGUCACUCCAGCACUCUCGGAAGUAGAUGAUAAUGCUCGCGGUAAUUUGAAUGUGAGUACUAAUGUACCCAAUGCUCACAAAUUUGAUGUUAACCCUGAAGUAACAAGCGAGAAUGAUAAUGUUCGUGAAAGUUGUGAAGAUAGAGUUUGUGAUCCGGUUAGUGAGGUCCAAAAUAACGACAGUGCUAGUGUUCGCUCUCGAUCUACUCGUAUAAUUAAGAGACCUUCUUAUUUAAAGGAUUAUGUAUCUUAA
Molecule: messenger RNA, 399 nt
Organism: Phaedon cochleariae (mustard beetle)
Lineage: Eukaryota; Metazoa; Arthropoda; Insecta; Coleoptera; Chrysomelidae
Source: the annotation of a GenBank genome assembly